GACAAAAAUAAAGAAGAAACAAAACAGUUAACAAUUCUAUAUUGUUUUCUCUAUAUAACAUAUUCCUUACCAUAAAUAACCAAAAGAGAAAAGAAUAACACAAAGAACCAAAAAAUCAUGUCAUCUACUACCUUAAUAACCAUUAUGAUAUUAGUCAUUUUCUUCUUUGCAAAUAUUGAUGUCAUAGCUUCUGAACCAUGCACCGAAAGAUUCACGAAACUCAUCAAACAAAGAAACAUAACAAAAUGCAAAACAUUACGAACUCUAGGAGCCGAAUUCGGUUGGAACUAUUACAACAUCACAAAUUCAACAACCACACUUGAAAUCUUAUUUGGUGCAUGUUUUUAUUCAAGACAAGGGUGGAUAGCAUGGGGGGUGAAUCCAGGAAAAAGGGCUGAAAUGAUUGGAACAAAAGCAAUCAUAGGAAUUAAAAGCCAUGAUUUUGCUACGGCUAAUUCACAUUUGACAGUGGCCACUUAUGAUAUUACUAAAGAAACUAAAGGUGGUUGUAGUCUUUUACCUACCAAUGAUUCGGGACUUAAUGUGUCACAUAUGGUGAUUCAAAAUCAAGGGUCAGAUUUUUAUACUAUAUAUGCUAGAUUGGUUCUGCCUUCUGAUAAAUAUAACAUAUCAAGGUUGAACCAUGUUUGGCAAAUUGGAAAUGUUAUUGAUGGAAGACCUUUGAAUCAUCCAACAACUCUUCACAAUGUAGAUAGUACUGAGACUAUAGACUUGACUUCUCCCCGUGGUGCGAGCAUGGGACAGUACCGAAGUUUUCUUCGAACGGUACAUGGAGUUCUAAACAUUAUAGGGUGGGGAACAUUGUUACCAAUUGGAGUAAUAGUCCCAAGAUACUUUAGAGUGUAUCCUUUCAAACGUGACCCAUGGUGGUUUUAUGUGCAUAUUGGUUGCCAAUUAACUGGUUUUCUCGUUGGUACUGCUGGUUGGGUUAUUGGUUUGGUUAUUGGACACUCUUCUAAGUACUACAUCUUCCACGCUCAUAGAGACUUUGGCAUUCUUAUUUUCACUUUUAGUACAAUCCAGAUGUUGGCUUUUAGGCUAAAACCAAAGGCAACAGAUGAUUACCGGAAAUAUUGGAACAUGUAUCAUCAUUUUCUUGGAUAUGGAUUACUAGCUAUCAUAUUCAUAAACAUAUUUAAAGGAAUUAACAUUUUGCAUGGAGGUGAAAGUUGGAGAUGGAGUUACAUUGGAAUUCUUAUAUGUUUGGGUGCCUUUGCAUUUACUUUGGAGAUUUUCACAUGGAUUAAAUUUAUCAUGGUGAAAUGGCACAACCACAAUAAUAAUAGGGCAAAUCAGCAAAAUAAAGAUUAGUUGGAGAUCAAUGUCAGCAAUCAAAAUCAAAAGGAGUAAACACAUUGGCCAACCAUGUGAGGAUCACUAUAUGUUGGCUUCAAUAAAAUGUGUUCUUUAUUUUUGGCAUAUUUUUUUCAUGUAUAAUUUUCGAUAGUUUAAUAUAUAAGGUGAGAGUGUCAAUCUUUAUGAAACUAUUUUAAGUUUUUAUAUUAUCUUUAUUAUAUGUGAGACUCGAGUUUUUUCUAAUACACCCCUCAUGUUCAACACUAAUAGGAUUAAUGAAUGCAUGAUUUGUGUUUAUCA
Molecule: messenger RNA, 1617 nt
Organism: Trifolium pratense (red clover)
Lineage: Eukaryota; Viridiplantae; Streptophyta; Magnoliopsida; Fabales; Fabaceae
Product: cytochrome b561 and DOMON domain-containing protein At3g25290-like
Exons: 3
Coding region: 118-1332 (404 amino acids)
Source: RefSeq, a predicted model, not a curated record